Molecule: messenger RNA, 3358 nt
Organism: Thalassophryne amazonica
Lineage: Eukaryota; Metazoa; Chordata; Actinopteri; Batrachoidiformes; Batrachoididae
Product: zinc finger protein GLIS2-like
Exons: 6
Coding region: 16-1467 (483 amino acids)
Biological process (GO): regulation of transcription by RNA polymerase II; smoothened signaling pathway
Cellular component (GO): nucleus
Molecular function (GO): RNA polymerase II cis-regulatory region sequence-specific DNA binding; DNA-binding transcription factor activity, RNA polymerase II-specific
Source: RefSeq, a predicted model, not a curated record
GAGGACACAGCAGUCAUGUUGUCAAUGGAUGAACCUUUGGACUUGAAGCUUCGUUCAGAUGGACCAGUGAGAUUAGGAAAGAGGAUCUGUUCCUCCUCCAUCUACACUCCCAUCAGUGCCACAAGGCCACGCCUGCUAUGCACUAGCUUUCCAUCACCGCCGUCUUCCCCAGAUUCACAGUUCUCUCCUCAUGAGUCACCCGGGUCCUGCUUCUCUCCACCAGCUAUGGACCUCAGCUUGUCCCCCUCUUCCCGCCACGCCUCCUCUGUCUCCCCAUCUCCUUCCUCCCCCUCUUCCACUUCGCCGUCCUCACCCCUGGAGUCGUCUCACAGCAGCAGCAGCCCUCAGCCGUACCUCUUCGCACAGGAAGCAGCAUAUCAGCGAGGUGUCGAGGGCGGAGCUUCACCGCAGGGUUACCAGUUUUAUCUGCCAAUCGGAAGCUCCCAUGGGGGGUACGGCUUUCCCUCCUCUGUGUUUAUUGGUCAGAACAGGCAGAAGCGAGACUCUCCAGAGCUGUCAUUGGAUGGUCAGCUGGCUUGCCAUUGGACAAAGUGCCACCUGCUGUUCGACUCGCUGCAAGAUCUGGUGGAGCACAUCAACGACCAGCACGUCAAGCCUGAAAAGGAUUGUGGGUACCGCUGCCAAUGGGAGGGCUGUGCUCGGAAUGGGAGGGGCUUCAAUGCAAGGUAUAAAAUGCUGAUUCAUAUUCGCACGCAUACCAACGAGAAACCACACCACUGCUCCACUUGUAACAAGAGCUUCUCACGUCUGGAGAACCUGAAGAUACACACUCGCUCACACACAGGUGGGUACACAAAAAAACCGUAUAUCUGCCCCUAUGAGGGCUGCAGCAAGCGUUACUCCAACUCCAGUGAUCGCUUCAAGCACACGCGCACCCAUUACGUGGACAAACCGUACUACUGCAAGAUGGUCGGCUGCAUGAAGCGCUACACAGAUCCCAGCUCGCUACGCAAGCACAUCAAGGCUCACGGGCACUUUGUUUCUCAAGAGCAAGGUGCCCGCAGCAGGCCUGGAUUGAGGCCGGCCCUGGACGGGCACCGGACCGCCAGUGAACCGCAUGCUGGAGGCGGAGGUCACAUCAUCAUCCCUGGGGCUGCUGCAGCCCUCCUGGGAAGCCUGGGGACCUCUUUGCCUCUCUCUGCGCUCUACCACGGCAGAGCAUUGAGUCCCUACUUUGCUCAGCUGUUCUCACUUGGAGGAAGACACCGCAGGACCGCGGGGCCGCUUGGCCUCUCAGAGUCCCCCCUGGUACACUUUGGACUCUCAGCUGCAUCGAUGUUGGGGUUGGGAGCUGUGGGGCAGAAAGAGGUAGGAGAUGAAGAGGAAGAAGAAAAAGAGGAGGUGCUGAACCCUUCUACAGGAGCAGGCCUCAGACCUAGUGACCCCUGUUCAUGGUUGGUGGUUCCCUCCAGGGCUCUUCUCGUCAAACCGACUGUCGUCAGCUAGGAUGCACAGUGAGACAUCUCACUGUGCAUACAUCCAGGGAGUGUGUUGUCAUGUUUUUCUGUUUGUGUGUAUGCCCACACAGACGUACGGAUCAGUGCUGCCUGCAGAGCCGUAAACAAGACUUCAAGCCCAGUUAAUUGAAAUUUUAUUUUGUUAAAGCACAGCUGUCAGUGUUGGGCAACAUAAACAUUUUACAACCUGCAUAUGUCAGCGGUUUCACGGCUUUUGAGUCUUUGUUUCAACAAUGUUUCAUUUAUGUCAAGAAAACAACUACAGAGAAGAGCCACGUGUCUUCUCGGCCAUUUAUAAUGGAGGGUCUCCUUCUAUUGCGACCUUUAUUCUCGUGAAAAAAGCAGUUCCCAAAAGGUCGUGUCAACACUCACAGACGGUAAAUAAAAAUCAAAGAUUUUAUUUUGUCGUACAAACCCAUAGGUUUUCUGAUGAGCUGAAAACUGCCUAAUUCCCAGCCAAAUGGGUAAAGACGUAGAGCAUGUGGUGACCGGGACAAAUGGAGCUACAUAUGUUUAUCUUGAAGUUACCAAGCUAGCUAAGGCUACUAGGGUGAUAAAUGCAAUAUUUGUUUGGUGCACUGGGUGGUGGCUUAGGGGCAGGUAUUUCGAUUUAUGAUUGACUUAUUACCUCUAUAUCCAUGGCCCUAUGACUAUAGCUGAUCUCCCUAAGCUAGCAAUGUGCUAACUGCACUAACACACAAAUUAAAUCAAACCAAAAUUUCACUUAAUGAAAACACAGGCUUCUUAGUCUUUUAGUACAAUUAGCCCCACAGCAAGCCAUAAUAUAUAUAUAUAUAUAUAUAUGUAAUAAAAUACCCAGAUAGGACAAACACGGUUGAGGACACUGCAGAUAGCAGAACCUGCUAGUUGCUGUGGGCCAGACCAUGUUUGUCUCCAUUUGACCGAGUACACUAGCUGUCACUCAAAGUGACCACGCCCCAAAUUAUUCAUAACUUUAUGGCUUUAAAUAGGCUUAAAUGAAUGUUAUAUAAAAAAUUCACCUCCAAUACAGUUGUCAUGAAUGAUGAAACUAGCUGUAGGGACCAAAACCUUAUUGGUACCAGGCUGUAAACAUGUUUAUUUCUGCUGGGAAUCUGGAGAUUUUAACAUGGUCUUCUAUCUGGAAGUUACUUGCUUUUGGAGCUUCUUUUUCAUGACAGGUGGUUGCCAGUUGGUAGAAAGUGACUUUAGAAUCCAUGCCCAAGGCAGAUAACUCAAAUAAUUCAUUAGAGGAAAACUGAAUUCCAAGAAAGGGUGUCUUUUUUUGGGGGGUUUUGUUUUGUGAAAUAGUGAUCUGACUGAUAUAUAAGUUGAAAAGUGAUCUGUGCAUGGCUGCCAGUUGUCUCAUUGUUUCUUUGAACUUGCAGAGAUGUUCUUGACUCAUGUGUCAUGGUUGGAACCACUAAGAGACUGGAUUGGACCCCAGGAUGCAGGUAGCAGACACAGGAGAUUAGGUGCAAAAAGGUCAAGUGUGUAAUACUAACGUGGCAGUGAAAAAUACAAAUGUGACCAAACUCCAAAAAUACAACAAAUGUCCACAAUAAAAGUGACAUGAAAAAAAAAAUCCCAUGUGGCUAAAAUACAAAAGGACAGACAGGGUGAUUAAACUACAACGAAAAGUGACUGUCAAUAAAGGUGACAGCGAGACAAAUUUAGAAACAGCCAAUCGAGGGGAGAUGACUGACAUAAGGGGUGAUGACUAACAGAAGGUUAGUCCGGCAAAAUGGCAAACACAAAGGUGGGACUUAAAGACAAACUGAACUAUACUCAACAAAAAUAUAAACGCAACACUUUUGGUUUUGCUCCCAUUUUGUAUGAGAUGAACUCAAAGAUCUAAAACUUUUUCCACAUACACAAUAUCACCAUUUCCCUCAAAUAUU